This is a messenger RNA of Dermacentor andersoni, 6711 nucleotides long. RefSeq lists its product as uncharacterized. NCBI's taxonomy places the organism in Eukaryota, Metazoa, Arthropoda, Arachnida, Ixodida, Ixodidae. The record is from RefSeq and is a predicted model, not a curated record.
GAGAGGCCCUGCCAGCCCGUGCUGCACGGAACAGCGACCGAGGAGUAGGUCGGCCGCGAGGAGGCCAACCAGGCCAAGAGCGGUUUUCCCCUCGCUUUUACACUGCGAGGAGGGGGACCCUACUUAAAGGCGGACACGGCCAGUAGGACGCCUCAUUUUCGGUGCUUCUCUUCACGGCCGGCCCUCCCCGGACGAACGCUUUGGUGUGCCAUCACAUGUGCCGUCGGCAAUAGUGACCCGACGCCACCAGCGGCAGCAGGAGACCGCCUGCCCGAUCUACCUUCACCCAAGCCCUUGUGCGUUCUCGACCUGUGCGGUCCCUUUGGGAAAACCCGGGUGAAAGACCUCGCGCGGUUUGCUUGCGUCCCGCUUCGACCCUCUUCGGGAAACGUCCGAGUCCCCCGUCUUGUCAAGGGACGCCAUGAUGCGCGUACUGAUCGUGGCGCUCUUAGCGGGGAUCGCAUCGGCCGGCGGCUGGCACGGAGGAGGCGGCGGUGGCGGUGGCGGCUGGCACCAGCACGUGCCCAUCAAGCUGCUCGUGAAGCACGUGCACAAGCCCAUCCCGGUGCCCAAGCCCGUGCCGGUGCCCCAGCCGUACCCGGUGUACAAGAUGUUCCCCAUCUUCAAGCCGUUCGCCGUGGCGAAGCCCGUGCCGCAGAAAUACGUGGUCCACCAGUACCACAACAUACAAAUUCCAAUUCCUGUAUUGAAGUUCGUGCCCCACCGCACGUCCAUUCCCAUACCAAAACCAGUGGCGCUGCCAAUACCGAUCCAUGUGCCCAAGCCAGUGAUCGUUCCAGUACCGAAGCCCGUGCCGGUCAAGAAGCCAUUCCCGGUGCCCGUGCACGUCCCUGUUCCCAAGCCGUUCCUGGUGCCCAUCUUCAAGUCCGUACCUGUGCCGGUGCCAAAGCCGAUCCAUAAACUCAUUAAAGUCAUCAAGGAGAUCCCUGUCUACAUCAAGAAGCCGGUUCCCAUAUACGUGCACGAGGAGAGCCAUGGCUGGAAGGGCGGCUGGAAGGGCGGUUGGCACUCGUCCGGCGCCCACGAGGGACAGCUGGCAAGCCAGCUGGCCGCGGCCGUGCAUUCCGCCCAGCGUGGUCACGGAGGCCUCAGGUUCCACCACUACCAACACGGCUCGGCCUCCGAAGCGGCGCCCAUCAUCGCGGCCGUGCACCACGUGACGCACUCCGGAGGAGGAGGACGAGGUAGAGGAGGAGGCCUGGGCGCAAGCGGCCUGGCCGCCGCCCUGCAGCACGCUUCCAGGCAGUCCGCGCUGGACGCGGUCCGGCACGUUUCCUCCGCCUCGGCGGCGCUUCAGCACGCGGGAGGCUCCCCUCUCGAAGCCGUCCACCACGUGACGCACGGAGCCUCGUCGGCUGCGUCGGCGCUCAGUCACCUGCCCGAACAGUAUGCGGCACCGGUCUCCGCCGUGCACCACCAGCACGCCGUAGCCGUGCCGGCAGUGAUCAAGUACUCGUCCGGAAGCAGCCAUGGUUCCUCGGGCCACAAGUCUCACCACUACGGCAACUACGCGAGCGCCAGCAGCAGCGGCCACUACAGUUCGGGUCGCACCAAGAGCAGGUACUCGCCUUCGUCAUCGUCAUCGUCGUCCAGCUCUGGCUACAAGGCGAGCGGCAGCUACAACAGGCCGUCGUCGGUGCGCGGUUCCUCCAGCGGUUCCUCCAGCGGUUCGUCCGGCUCUUCGAAAGGAUCCUCUGGGUACCAAGUUGUCGCGCAAGUAGACAUCGACCUAUCCGGCAAGCACUGAGAGGGCCCGCCAUCGGACUGUCACCACAUCGCCGCACUUCCAGAACCACCGGACCACGUUACGACGCGAGCACUUCGACGACCAACGCGUCCUCUGCGAGCGGAGGACGGCAUACUCAUUACUUCAACACGCUGCCGGUAUAAGUGUGAUCCCUCUGGUAAAAACUGUCUGCGCCUGUAAAUCUACUGGCGUAUUCAAUCCGCUGGGACGGAUGACUCUGCUGUCUCUUCUCAUCCUUCUGUCCUGCUACUUGCAUCACAAAGUAGGCUUCUCUGCAAGUGCACUUGCACCGAGCGAGUGUAACAAUGUGCGCGGACGGGGUCUUUAUCACAUGAAUAAUUGACGUUGAAACCCUGCUUCAAUUAGGUCGAAUCAGCUGCAGUCUGUACGGAAGCACUUCCUGUCAUCCAAAAGUAUAACAUUACCAGGUUAAUUCCACUUCACUUCUUGUUUUCUGCUUUAAUGUCUUGGCUUCAGCUAACAGUGCCGCUUAUUAAUUACUUUUUUAAAUAGAAACAUAGUUAUUUGAGUAAUGAGUUAUUUUGCAUUCUAGUUUGCUGCCGUAGCGAAAAAUUAGACUGUAUUUUCUUCGCUUUUACAACACUUUCUAGGACUGCUUGCAGUCAGCCAGUCCUGUCAGAUUUUCUGUCAGUCUUUUUUCACUUCAAGCAGUUAGUCACUGGGUGCUCUUAAUCUCCCAUUAAUCACUUAUCACGACGUAAUUUUUUACACAGUUCAUAGGCACUUUGGAUGUGAAAACCUCAUCUUCCUAUCAGUGUUCGAGCGAGAGUGAACUCCCGCUGCGUUGGCGUGGCAUUUUUGUAAUAUCAUUUUUGUGAGGUCUGGUACCCACCUACUAUCGCGAAUUUGCUUCACGUCGCAAUCUAAGUUGCGCGACAGCUUUGGAAAUGCUCCUAUAAGGUUCCCUGUUUGCCCUUUAGAACACCUGUUUGAGAGUUUGAAUGGAAAUGGAAAAAAUAAUAAUGUUGUACUCAAGUAAAUUAGAAUCAUGAUCGCUAUAUAACUCAGCGCAUUUUAAAGGGGCAAUUACUCAUAUGAUCUAAUUUCUCUGAGCUCUUUUAUGAACAGAAGAUAGCUAAGUCAGUCCGAAAGGCCUUAGAAAUUUGGAAACAAGAUAAUAACUUAUCUUCUUUGCUUACAGUUCCUCACCUUCGAGUGCGCGAUAAGUACGGCCGUUAUGUUGCUGCCUCGCAGCAGAGUACUUCGGUACUCUAGCACUAAAUAGCUCUGCUCGUACUCAUGCAAUGUGCUUUGUGCAUAAGCUCAUCCCUAUACUUGAGCCAGUGUACUUAGUAUCGACACCCUGCUUUUGAGGAGAGAUGAGAAUCGUUUGAGUGAAACAUGGACGCAUGACUAAAUGAUGCCAGCCGACAUCGCGUUCUGCUUUAGUGUGUUAAGUUUAGUGCACGAUGGUGGACGGCUGGACAUGGCAAAGCUUCAACGGACUACGUGCAGCUCAGGGGCUUGCGUGCGUGUGUGCCAAACAUUUGCAGCCACCCCGAUGCCGCGGCAAGCGAAAUGAAGAGCAAGCGCCUUUAGUCUUGCAUAAUUUCUGACCUUGCACAAUUUCUGUCCCAGUCUGACUAGUUAAAGGGUAACUCGGAUAACAAAAGUGUUGUUCUGUUUGCGGGUGACGACUGAAUUUGUUCUCACAUUGCCUGUGGCCAGCUGAAAGUGGGCAGCAGGUAUUCAGCAGUGAUGUUUCUUUACUUUGAUCGCCGGUCGAGUAAAUUUCGUUGUUUUAACUUGUUUUAAGUGAAGCACUGUAGCCGGCGCAAUGGUACAAUGCCCAUGCGCUCGUUCUGACCUGCAGAACCUAACUGCCGUUAGUUUUCAAUGCUUUCCUAACACAGCAAAGCCUCCCAUGCCAUACGCGCUCGAAUCGUCCCUCUUAACCAAGCCUAAAUUUGACCAUGCUGCUCCUUUAGUUCCUCAUGAAAGAGUUGAGGCGUUUCUCAGUCUUUAGGGUCGUAACAGACAUCUCUUAAGCUGUUGAACGAUUUUGCUAAUUAAGUGCGCAUCAUCCGGUCUCAGAUAUUGUCCCCCUUACCUAAAAAAAAACAAAAAUUUAGGUCAGAGAUAUAAAUUCACACUAUGCAACACAUUGGUAGCCAUUAUCACUAAAAAAAGCAUGGUGAAUUGGUGAUGCUGCGUACUAUGGCAUGGCGGCAAUGGCUGAGCGACGCAACGUUGCACAAAUUCCUAACGCGUAAAGAUGAGGUACUAAAGGUGCCUUUAUGUAAAGCUGUUAGGCUUGUUACAUUAAGGAACAUCUCUGAAGAACACGACAUUUCAUUAUAAACAUCUGAGCACAGGAGCCACUGCCAGCGUCUCAGUAGUUAGUCCAAAAUAGAAGCGGGUCAACAGCUGACGACUACAGGAAUCCCAUUACGCGGCUUUAAUAAGUUGCACCAGCGAACAGGACAAGUAUCGCGUUCGUUUUGAAACCUUCGCGGCAACUUCGCUCAGUUGGUGGCGAAGGGUGAGAGUUGUUCGCUUCGCCACGGUGACAAGCCAUAACGUCGCUGUCCCUCUGGGGGACGGGCAGUUCAAUAUAAAAUCGAGUGUAUACUCCAACAGAUAGCAAUUAGUGAAAUGUCGAGGUUGUUAUUUAUUACCUCUCCGAGGCCUGGAGCCCGUGUUUCUCAUGACCCCACCAACUUGUGUCGGAAGAACUGGUUCGAGCGUCGAGCGCCACCUUGUUCUUCCACAGUUCCUGGGCACUUCUCGUUAUCAAAGCCUUCGCGGAUGUGCAGACCCCGUCUCCCACCCCUCCCCCACCCCUCUUUGGUGGGCUGCACCAGCAAAUCAAGGUCAUGGUUGUCGACUACUGUAACUACAGCUGAAAUUAAACUACCUACCAUCUCCCGCGUCAGGGCACUGCUAGUUGAACAUGUUCUAGGUUACGUGCUAACUUGCUCGCUUUCCAGGUCAUGAACAUCUACAUGUCUAGGGCCGCUGCCAUCAGAGCACUUGUGUUCAUUCCCUUGAAUGUACAUGUGUAAUCUGUCAGAGCAUAAACUGUCUACGCCAUGUUCAUGCAUCUUUGGAGUGCUGAAGAAUGAACCUGCGACCACAAGUCGCCAUUUAAUCUGCGCUCAACCCCUCCAAGUUGCUCAUGUCUAAUUCGCUGCUUCUUUUCUUCCUCUGAUGAGUUUGAUACGCAUAGAAAUGUAGUAGAAUAUGUUCAUACAGUGAACUUUCUUACGUGCAUUUUAUAUGUUCUUUCGCAACCUUCAGAAGCGAGAAAUGUAGAGAGAUGACAGGCCCACGCGAUAUUACUAUCAAAGAAAGAGCGAGACUUCUGUAAUGGCGAUUAAGCGCAGUUCUUCUGAUAUGCUGAAAGACUCCUAAAAGGCCAGGGUUCAAAGAAAGCUGGCCGUUUCACUUACUCGUAGUCGGCAGCCAUCCAUCGUCUCCGCGAGGCUACGAAAGAAGUGCUCACUUUGUGUUGUUAUUGUUUUUUGGUCCAUUUUGUAUUGUUCCUUCGGCAUUAACAAGUGCUUCAUGCUCUCAAACAAUAUGGGUGUACCUUGUUCGAGCAAACGUGUGUAUCUCUGUGUAUGUAUGGCGUGUGUGAUUUGUCUGUGUACCUGCCACUGGCUCACUGUAAAAGAACGUGCGAAUGAAGAUCCGUUGCCCUGCAAAAGUAGGCAUCCCAGCAGUUUAGUAUUCUAGGAAGCCUCGGGAAGACGAAAAGGAACAGUGUUGUGUGGCAGUGGUAUAGCGUUUGAUGCAGCCGUUACUGGCGACAAAUUCUUUGCAGCCACCUCAUUUAUUGCAUGGCCCAGAGAUCUGCACAUAUGUGUGCUCUCUUCAUCCAGCAGUAUGCGCAGAAAUUAUGUCCUCCUUGCAGGCGCCUGCAGACGUACCGUUCCUGGUGCUCAGAAUCCAUGUCGUUCAACUCAAUCAAAUGAAGCGUAGCUCGAGCGAGCGCUGCCUGAUGAAUUGGCAGUCAUUCGUGCUUGAGUUAUCCUCAGAUUUCUUGCAAAGAGAUGAUGCGGCAAACUCACCGCACUGUAAUUUCGCUCUUAAGCUGCCCAAAUCUUCAGCCGUAGCUUACUUUUGAGAAAAAUGCAAUGAUGACUCUACUUUUGGUUUCCUGUCAUAUUGCGAGAAAGUUAUAGCUGACUUUACUUAUCUUUUGAGUGUGUUUGUGCGUAUGUGUGUGUUUGCUCGCGCGUUGACCGCAAUUGUAAUAAUUUCAUUCACAAUACGUGUGGUGCCGGAAUGGUAAUGCUCAUAAUGUGAACUAUUAUGGUCCAUUUACCAUCAAAAACGAGACUUGUGGUAAUGUUAGUUGUAAUUCGAGGCUGACCUUUACACCCAAAACGACGGGAGGAUAGCGCAAAGGGCGGUAACGGCCAGCACAGCCUGUUUCACCAGCUUUGUCAAGCAAAACUCACAGUUAAGCUUAAUGGUAAUUGUAACGUUCAAGAAAAGUUGUGUAAUGGGUCGUACUAGACUAUUGGCGAAAUGCAGGGAAUCGAAGCUCUACAUUAAACGUCGUUCCACGUUGGUGCAGAGUAAAACCGUUUUCCCAGCCCAGCAUGGAAGACUGAGUCGAGCUUUGCCUGUGCAGUAAUAUUCCCGAACCUAUUUGAUGUUGGCGAAUCACAUGUGGUUGUCGACUCUGGGCCGCUUCAACUCGAGGGCCUUUGACGAGGAUGCCGCAUGGGUGUGUCUGUGCGGAAUGAAAGGCGAGCUCCACGCUGGAGCAGAAAGGGAAAGAACGCAUUGUCCUCUUUAUAUGUAUAUUUCUUUUUCUUUACGUUCGUGUUUUAUUUUUAUUUUUCUCUCUCUCUGCUUUGUGUGAUGCACGGCCAUGGCUGCGCCACGCCAAACUCCAAUGCCGGGUUGCCACUGCGGGGCAGUGAGCGGCCCACGUGACGCUAACCUCAAUAAAAUAAUUGCUCAAAGAA